UCUUGAGUGCGGGCACGGGGAAGCCGCCACGAGCCCCUUCCGGCGCCGCCAUCUUCCCGGAGCUGCCUCCGCACUUCCGGCGCGCGCCGCGGCCGCGCUUCCCUUUUCCGGUCGGCCAUCUUCGCAGGCGGGAGGCCGCAGCCGCCAUGGCGCCCAGCCGCAAUGGCAUGAUCCUGAAGCCGCACUUCCACAAGGACUGGCAGCGGCGGGUGGCCACCUGGUUCAACCAGCCCGCCCGCAAGAUCCGCAGGAGGAAGGCUCGCCAGGCAAAGGCUCGCCGCAUCGCGCCUCGGCCCGUGGCUGGGCCCGUCCGGCCCAUCGUGAGGUGCCCGACCGUCAGGUACCACAAAAAAGUCCGUGCUGGCAGAGGCUUCAGCCUAGAGGAGCUGAAACUGGCCGGCAUUAACAAAAGGUUUGCCCGGACCAUCGGAAUCUCCGUGGAUCCCAGGCGGCGGAACAAGUCCACGGAGUCGCUGCAGGCCAACGUGCAGAGGCUGAAGGAGUACCGCUCCAAGCUCAUCCUCUUCCCGAGGAAGCCCUCGGCGCCUAAGAAGGGAGACAGCUCCGCUGAGGAACUCAAGAUGGCGACUCAGCUGUCUGGACCAGUUAUGCCAAUUAGGAACGUUUUCAAACGGGAGAAGGCCCGCGUUAUCUCCGAAGAGGAGAAGAACUUCAAGGCCUUCGCCAGCCUGCGCAUGGCCCGGGCCAACGCCCGUCUCUUCGGGAUUCGGGCAAAACGCGCCAAAGAAGCGGCGGAGCAGGAUGUGGAGAAGAAGAAAUGAACUGUUCUCACCGGAACUGCCAAUAAAAAAAUGUAGAAACGGA
Molecule: messenger RNA, 825 nt
Organism: Cygnus atratus (black swan)
Lineage: Eukaryota; Metazoa; Chordata; Aves; Anseriformes; Anatidae
Gene: RPL13
Product: ribosomal protein L13
Exons: 6
Coding region: 147-782 (211 amino acids)
Biological process (GO): translation
Cellular component (GO): ribosome; cytosolic large ribosomal subunit
Molecular function (GO): structural constituent of ribosome; RNA binding
Source: RefSeq, a predicted model, not a curated record